Molecule: messenger RNA, 4065 nt
Organism: Homo sapiens (human)
Lineage: Eukaryota; Metazoa; Chordata; Mammalia; Primates; Hominidae
Gene: DAZ2
Product: deleted in azoospermia 2
Exons: 28
Coding region: 209-2173 (654 amino acids)
Cellular component (GO): cytoplasm; nucleus
Molecular function (GO): nucleic acid binding; mRNA 3'-UTR binding; RNA binding
Source: RefSeq, marked reviewed
AGUCGGCCUGCGCUCCUCAGCCUGGCGGUUCUACCUCCGAGGGUUCGCCCGCCCUUGGUUUUCCUUACACCUUAGCCUUUGGCUCCUUUGACCACUCGAAGCCCCACAGCGUGUUCCAGCGGACUUCACCAGCAGACCCAGAAGUGGUGGGUGAAACACUGCCUCUGUUCCUCCUUGAGCCUGUCGGGAGCUGCUGCCUGCCACCACCAUGUCUGCUGCAAAUCCUGAGACUCCAAACUCAACCAUCUCCAGAGAGGCCAGCACCCAGUCUUCAUCAGCUGCAGCUAGCCAAGGCUGGGUGUUACCAGAAGGCAAAAUCGUGCCAAACACUGUUUUUGUUGGUGGAAUUGAUGCUAGGAUGGAUGAAACUGAGAUUGGAAGCUGCUUUGGUAGAUACGGUUCAGUGAAAGAAGUGAAGAUAAUCACGAAUCGAACUGGUGUGUCCAAAGGCUAUGGAUUUGUUUCGUUUGUUAAUGACGUGGAUGUCCAGAAGAUAGUAGGAUCACAGAUACAUUUCCAUGGUAAAAAGCUGAAGCUGGGCCCUGCAAUCAGGAAACAAAAGUUAUGUGCUCGUCAUGUGCAGCCACGUCCUUUGGUAGUUAAUCCUCCUCCUCCACCACAGUUUCAGAACGUCUGGCGGAAUCCAAACACUGAAACCUACCUGCAGCCCCAAAUCACGCCGAAUCCUGUAACUCAGCACGUUCAGGCUUAUUCUGCUUAUCCACAUUCACCAGGUCAGGUCAUCACUGGAUGUCAGUUGCUUGUAUAUAAUUAUCAGGAAUAUCCUACUUAUCCCGAUUCAGCAUUUCAGGUCACCACUGGAUAUCAGUUGCCUGUAUAUAAUUAUCAGCCAUUUCCUGCUUAUCCAAGAUCACCAUUUCAGGUCACUGCUGGAUAUCAGUUGCCUGUAUAUAAUUAUCAGGCAUUUCCUGCUUAUCCAAAUUCACCAUUUCAAGUCGCCACUGGAUAUCAGUUCCCUGUAUACAAUUAUCAGCCAUUUCCUGCUUAUCCAAGUUCACCAUUUCAGGUCACUGCUGGAUAUCAGUUGCCUGUAUAUAAUUAUCAGGCAUUUCCUGCUUAUCCAAAUUCACCAUUUCAAGUCGCCACUGGAUAUCAGUUCCCUGUAUACAAUUAUCAGCCAUUUCCUGCUUAUCCAAGUUCACCAUUUCAGGUCACUGCUGGAUAUCAGUUGCCUGUAUAUAAUUAUCAGGCAUUUCCUGCUUAUCCAAAUUCACCAUUUCAAGUCGCCACUGGAUAUCAGUUCCCUGUAUACAAUUAUCAGGCAUUUCCUGCUUAUCCAAAUUCACCAGUUCAGGUCACCACUGGAUAUCAGUUGCCUGUAUACAAUUAUCAGCCAUUUCCUGCUUAUCCAAGAUCACCAUUUCAGGUCACUGCUGGAUAUCAGUUGCCUGUAUAUAAUUAUCAGGCAUUUCCUGCUUAUCCAAAUUCACCAUUUCAAGUCGCCACUGGAUAUCAGUUCCCUGUAUACAAUUAUCAGGCAUUUCCUGCUUAUCCAAAUUCACCAGUUCAGGUCACCACUGGAUAUCAGUUGCCUGUAUACAAUUAUCAGGCAUUUCCUGCUUAUCCAAGUUCACCAUUUCAGGUCACCACUGGAUAUCAGUUGCCUGUAUAUAAUUAUCAGGCAUUUCCUGCUUAUCCAAGUUCACCAUUUCAGGUCACCACUGGAUAUCAGUUGCCUGUAUAUAAUUAUCAGGCAUUUCCUGCUUAUCCAAGUUCACCAUUUCAGGUCACCACUGGAUAUCAGUUGCCUGUAUAUAAUUAUCAGGCAUUUCCUGCUUAUCCAAGUUCACCAUUUCAGGUCACCACUGGAUAUCAGUUGCCUGUAUAUAAUUAUCAGGCAUUUCCUGCUUAUCCAAGUUCACCAUUUCAGGUCACCACUGGAUAUCAGUUGCCUGUAUAUAAUUAUCAGGCAUUUCCUGCUUAUCCAAGUUCACCAUUUCAGGUCACCACUGGAUAUCAGUUGCCUGUAUAUAAUUAUCAGGCAUUUCCUGCUUAUCCAAAUUCAGCAGUUCAGGUCACCACUGGAUAUCAGUUCCAUGUAUACAAUUACCAGAUGCCACCGCAGUGCCCUGUUGGGGAGCAAAGGAGAAAUCUGUGGACCGAAGCAUACAAAUGGUGGUAUCUUGUCUGUUUAAUCCAGAGAAGAGACUGAUAAAUUCCGUUGUUACUCAAGAUGACUGCUUCAAGGGUAAAAGAGUGCAUCGCUUUAGAAGAAGUUUGGCAGUAUUUAAAUCUGUUGGAUCCUCUCAGCUAUCUAGUUUCAUGGGAAGUUGCUGGUUUUGAAUAUUAAGCUAAAAGUUUUCCACUAUUACAGAAAUUCUGAAUUUUGGUAAAUCACACUGAAACUUUCUGUAUAACUUGUAUUAUUAGACUCUCUAGUUUUAUCUUAACACUGAAACUGUUCUUCAUUAGAUGUUUAUUUAGAACCUGGUUCUGUGUUUAAUAUAUAGUUUAAAGUAACAAAUAAUCGAGACUGAAAGAAUGUUAAGAUUUAUCUGCAAGGAUUUUUAAAAAAUUGAAACUUGCAUUUUAAGUGUUUAAAAGCAAAUACUGACUUUCAAAAAAGUUUUUAAAACCUGAUUUGAAAGCUAACAAUUUUGAUAGUCUGAACACAAGCAUUUCACUUCUCCAAGAAGUACCUGUGAACAGUACAAUAUUUCAGUAUUGAGCUUUGCAUUUAUGAUUUAUCUAGAAAUUUACCUCAAAAGCAGAAUUUUUAAAACUGCAUUUUUAAUCAGUGGAACUCAAUGUAUAGUUAGCUUUAUUGAAGUCUUAUCCAAACCCAGUAAAACAGAUUCUAAGCAAACAGUCCAAUCAGUGAGUCAUAAUGUUUAUUCAAAGUAUUUUAUCUUUUAUCUAGAAUCCACAUAUGUAUGUCCAAUUUGAUUGGGAUAGUAGUUAGGAUAACUAAAAUUCUGGGCCUAAUUUUUUAAAGAAUCCAAGACAAACUAAACUUUACUGGGUAUAUAACCUUCUCAAUGAGUUACCAUUCUUUUUUAUAAAAAAAAUUGUUCCUUGAAAUGCUAAACUUAAUGGCUGUAUGUGAAAUUUGCAAAAUACUGGUAUUAAAGAACGCUGCAGCUUUUUUAUGUCACUCAAAGGUUAAUCGGAGUAUCUGAAAGGAAUUGUUUUUAUAAAAACAUUGAAGUAUUAGUUACUUGCUAUAAAUAGAUUUUUAUUUUUGUUUUUUAGCCUGUUAUAUUUCCUUCUGUAAAAUAAAAUAUGUCCAGAAGAGGCAUGUUGUUUCUAGAUUAGGUAGUGUCCUCAUUUUAUAUUGUGACCACACAGCUAGAGCACCAGAGCCCUUUUGCUAUACUCACAGUCUUGUUUUCCCAGCCUCUUUUACUAGUCUUUCAGGAGGUUUGCUCUUAGAACUGGUGAUGUAAAGAAUGGAAGUAGCUGUAUGAGCAGUUCAAAGGCCAAGCCGUGGAAUGGUAGCAAUGGGAUAUAAUACCUUUCUAAGGGAAACAUUUGUAUCAGUAUCAUUUGAUCUGCCAUGGACAUGUGUUUAAAGUGGCUUUCUGGCCCUUCUUUCAAUGGCUUCUUCCCUAAAACGUGGAGACUCUAAGUUAAUGUCGUUACUAUGGGCCAUAUUACUAAUGCCCACUGGGGUCUAUGAUUUCUCAAAAUUUUCAUUCGGAAUCCGAAGGAUACAGUCUUUAAACUUUAGAAUUCCCAAGAAGGCUUUAUUACACCUCAGAAAUUGAAAGCACCAUGACUUUGUCCAUUAAAAAAUUAUCCAUAGUUUUUUUAGUGCUUUUAACAUUCCGACAUACAUCAUUCUGUGAUUAAAUCUCCAGAUUUCUGUAAAUGAUACCUACAUUCUAAAGAGUUAAUUCUAAUUAUUCCGAUAUGACCUUAAGGAAAAGUAAAGGAAUAAAUUUUUGUCUUUGUUGAAGUAUUUAAUAGAGUAAGGUAAAGAAGAUAUUAAGUCCCUUUCAAAAUGGAAAAUUAAUUCUAAACUGAGAAAAAUGUUCCUACUACCUAUUGCUGAUACUGUCUUUGCAUAAAUGAAUAAAAAUAAACUUUUUUUCUUCAAAUGUG